AUGGCUCAGUUGCUCUCUCCUGUUUGCACCGAGGCCAUCAAAGUCCAAUCUCAACCUCCCAUUCUUCUAAGCCCAUGGCGGUCCUUUGCUAAGCCUAGCAGUUCUUACGGUGCGAUUGGCCGUGGCGGUGGGAGACGGAACUGCGGCAGUUUGAAGGUCGCGGCAAGGGAUUCGGCAUCAACGGAGGCUGUUGCCGAUGAUUAUUAUGCCGUUUUGGGACUACUUCCAGAUGCCAGCCCGGAACAGAUUAAGAAGGCCUAUUAUAAUUGUAUGAAAGAGUGCCAUCCAGAUUUGAGUGGCGAUGAUCCAGACACCACGAACUUCUGUAUGUUCAUUAAUGAAGUCUAUGAGGUGCUUAGUGACCCAGUUCAGCGGAUGGUUUAUGAUGAAAUUCAUGGAUAUGCUUUGACAGCAAUUAACCCUUUUGUAGAUGAUUCAAGCACAAAGGACCUUGCUUUUGUUGAUGAAUUCAGCUGUAUAGGCUGCAAAAAUUGUGCCAAUGUGGCCCCUGAUGUCUUCGGAAUUGAAGAAGACUUUGGACGAGCUCGUGUGUACAGCCAGUGUGGGAGUCGAGAACGAGUUCAAGAAGCAAUUGAUAGUUGUCCAGUCGAUUGCAUCCAUUGGACUUCAGCUGCACAAUUAUCUCUGCUCGAAGAUGAAAUGCGCAGGGUCGAACGAGUGAAUGUUGCGUUUAUGCUUUCUGGAAUGGGAUCAUCUGCAGUGGAUGUUUUUAGAAUGGCAAGUUCUCGAUGGGAAAAGAGGCAAGCAAAAGUCCUGGAAAAAGCAAAAGUGAGGAUGAUGAAGAAGAAGAAGGGUUCCGAUAGCGAUGAUUCAUACUGGAGCAAUCUUUGGGGGAGGCCUAAAGAUCAAAGAAAUUCAGAAGAGGAAACAAAUGAACGAGCAAAGAGAGCUGCAGCUGCUGCUCGUCGAUGGAGAGAGUACUCUAGACGAGGUGUUGACAAGCCUCCAACUUUCAAACUUCCCGAGUCGAUCUCCAACAACGACAACUGACUAGGUAAAUAUAAAAUUAUAUGUAUAUCCAAUAGCUUUAUAGUCGUACAUAAUUAAUCAAAUCAUUUCAUUAAAAAAGAAAAAUCUCAUUUCCACCCUCAUUUAUAACUAUGAAACUUAAAAAAUGAAAAAAAGAAAAAUAAAAUCAUCACCCAUUGAGCAAUUUGAUAGCUUGCAAGGCUCAUAACCUUGAAUUCACGGGUUCAAGUUCUGUUACAUGUAAUUAUUGUAAAAACAUCCAUUGAUGAAUUGAUUCAUGGAACGAGUUGGGUUUUAUUUAUCAUC
This is a messenger RNA of Benincasa hispida (wax gourd), 1296 nucleotides long. RefSeq names its product DNAJ heat shock N-terminal domain-containing protein. Gene Ontology annotation, molecular function: iron ion binding; electron transfer activity. NCBI's taxonomy places the organism in Eukaryota, Viridiplantae, Streptophyta, Magnoliopsida, Cucurbitales, Cucurbitaceae. The record is from RefSeq and is a predicted model, not a curated record.